This is a messenger RNA of Cajanus cajan (pigeon pea), 664 nucleotides long. NCBI's taxonomy places the organism in Eukaryota, Viridiplantae, Streptophyta, Magnoliopsida, Fabales, Fabaceae. The record is from RefSeq and is a predicted model, not a curated record.
UAAGAGGAGAAGAAGUCUCAAAGUCCACCAGGGAAGGAAAACAACUAAGAAAGCCUCUUAAUUAUACAUCUUAGAGAGCAAUUUUCGGCACACUCACAGUUAUGGAUAGAGUAAGGGAGUUGGCAUCAAAGAAAGCAGCAGUUAUAUUUACAAAGAGUUCGUGUUACAUGUGCCACAGCAUCACGCAACUGUUCUAUGAGCUUGGAGCAAGCCCUGCGGUGCAUGAGCUAGACAAGGAUGCAUAUGGGAGGGAAAUGGAAUGGGCCUUGAGGAGUAUGGGGUGUAACCCUUCAGUGCCAGCAGUGUUCAUUGGUGGGAAAUUUGUAGGAUCAUCAAAGGAUGUCAUAUCCCUCCAUGUUGAUGGCUCUCUCAAACAAAUGCUCAUGGAUGCAAAGGCCAUCUGGUUUUAGCACCAACCACAACAACAAUAACUAAGAACUAGCUAAGCUCUGUAGCUGUAAAAUGGAGGAGCUAACUAGCUCUUACACAAUUAAUGUUUUAAGUCAGGGACACCCCUUCUUUUUCUUGAGUGUCCUCUUUAUGAUCUUGUACUAUUGUCUAUAGCUAAUGCCUAGCUACCAUGUUAUAUCACCGAACUUGAUCUUGCAGUCGAAAAUUCACUGCUUUACUUUAGUUAAUGCAACUUUCAACUUUCUGGGCUUUA